This is a messenger RNA of Cryptomeria japonica (Japanese cedar), 2245 nucleotides long. Its product is annotated as pentatricopeptide repeat-containing protein At1g62910. The record is from RefSeq and is a predicted model, not a curated record. Gene Ontology annotation, molecular function: protein binding. Lineage: Eukaryota; Viridiplantae; Streptophyta; Pinopsida; Cupressales; Cupressaceae. The coding region runs from base 172 to 2148 and encodes 658 amino acids. The transcript has a single exon.
CAUUUUUUUAGGAGUCUAAAUGCUUGCUUUUCUCGCAGUAAAUCCAAGGGCUUCUGUGAAAGGUACAAAACCAACAAAUCAUAACAAAAUAGCACGAGAGUUGAACGAAGAUGCGUAAACAAUACAAAAACUAAACCUGCUGAGAAGCCCAUUCUUAGAACCUGUUCAAAGAUGGUGCACAAAAUCAAAUGUAUACAACCCAUGUUCAAUCGAUUACAGGUAACAACUGCAAUACACCCAACAUUCAAUUUAAAUGCUUAUCGAUUAUCUACAUUUAUAUAUCCGAAUUCCUUGGAACGGACCACAUUGCAAGAUGCAAACCAAGAAAUAGAGAGGUUUAUGCUUAUUAUGACCCACGAGUCUGAUGUAACACAAUUUACUCAUUUCAUUAAUACCCUCUGCAAAUCUGGGAAGAUAAACAGUGCCUGGGAAUUUUUCCAUUUGGCAAAAACGAAAGGGCUUUCUCUCAAUGCAAAAUCUUUCAACGUGCUUUUGGGUGGUCUUGGUCAAAUUGCUGAUUUCUGUAGAAUCAAUUCCCUUCUUGAUGAAAUGAAAGAAAUGAAAAUUGAUCCGGAUGUUAUCACUUAUAACAGGCUCGCAAAAUCUUUGUGUAAGUGGGGUCAGAUUGAGGAAGCACACGAGCUCUUGCACAAAAUGAGGCGUGCUCGUUGUGCUCCAAAUAUUGUUACUUAUAACACCCUAAUUGAUGGAAUCUGCAAGAUAGGUAAAGUAGAUGAAGCUUACGGCCUAGCAUUUAAAAUGAUACAAGAUGGCAAUUCUCCAGAUGUUUUUACGUACCACGCCCUAAUUAAUGGUUUCUGCAAGGUGGGCAGGGUAAAUGAAGCUCUUAUAUUAGUAGCUAAAAUGAUCCAUACUCUUUGUUCUCCAAUGAUUGUUACUUAUAAUACUAUCAUUGAUGGACUGUGCAAGGUAGGUAGAGUAGAUGAAGCUCUGGGAUUCGUAGCUAAGAUGAAAUGUGCGAAUUGUUCCCUCAAUGUUGUUACAUACGGUGCUCUAAUUGAUGGUCUCUGCAAGGAAGGAAGACUAGAUGAAGCUCUCCAAUUUGUAGCUAAGAUGACACGUACUCAUUGCUUUCCAAAUAUUUUUGCAUAUAAUAACUUGAUAAAUGGCUUUUGUAAGGCUGGUAAAACAGAUAAAGCCCACAAUUUGUUCGUACAGAUGAUGAAUUUUGGCCCUUUUCCUAAUGUACGAACAUAUACCACAAUCAUUGAUGGUCUGUGCAAAGAUGGUAGGAUGGACUUGGCUCAGGGAUGUUUUCAUAAAAUGCACAGAAACGGUUUGCAACCAAAUACAAUUACUUACUGCUCUUUGAUAUACGGUUUAUGUGAAACGCACGAGGUGGAAAAGGCUCAAAAGUUAUUUAAAGAGAUGCCAAGUAAAGGUUGCUUACCAAAUGUUGUUACUUACAGUUGUCUGAUUGCAGGUUUAUGCCAGAAUAACAGGGCAAAUGAAGGACGCAGACUUCUAUUGGAGAUGGCAAAUGUUGGCUGUCUUCCCGAUGUUGUGACAUAUAAUAUUCUUAUUUCUGCAUUCUUCAGGACAGGAGAGCUGAACAGGGCAUGGCAAAUGUUAGAUGAAAUGGCAAAAUGGGAUUUGAAACCCAAUGAAGAAACAUACAAUAUAAUCAUUGAUGGUCUGUGCAAGGCAGGUGAGCUUUUAAGAGCACACACAUUCAUGAAUAAGAUGACUGACGAAGGUUUGGCUCCUAAUGUUGUCACCUACAACUGUUUGAUUAAUGCUAAUUGCAAGAUUGGUGAAAUGGAUGAGGCUUUGAGGCUCUAUAAAAACAUGAAAAUUGUUGGUAUUACUCCAAAUGUUAUAACUUAUACUGUGCUGAUGGACUUGUUUUGCAAACAAAACAAAAUUGACAUUGCGUUUUCAAUAAUGGAUGAGAUGAAAGGAAAGGGUUUGAUUCCAGAUGUUAUCACAUACAACAAAUUAUUUCGCAGCAUCCGUAAACAAUGCAACAUGGAAAAAGCUUAUUUAUUGAUGGAUCAAAUGAAGAAACAAGGCUGUGCUCCAGAUAGUACAACUGUUAAGUUGCUAGCUGGCUGGAUGUAUUAUGCCGGUCAAACUAAAAAAUUUAAGGACUUUGUAAAUGAUGAAGCUUUCAUGUGUUCUAAAUGAGAGUAAUUCUUCUACCUUGGUGUGUGCUAGAUAUAAUGAACUCAUUCUACUUGAUGUAGCAAAUAUUUAUUAUUUCAAUCAGGUAUUGAAUGUACUC